Eruca vesicaria subsp. sativa (arugula) is the source of this 663-nucleotide messenger RNA. NCBI's taxonomy places the organism in Eukaryota, Viridiplantae, Streptophyta, Magnoliopsida, Brassicales, Brassicaceae. The record is from the annotation of a GenBank genome assembly.
UUUCGCUUCAGGAUUAUUAUUUGUUUGUUGGGUGUUGAAGGAGCAAAAAAUGGCAUCGAAUCUCCUGAAAGCUCUCAUCCGAUCUCAGAUUCUUCCAUCUUCGAGGAGAAACUUUAGUGUGGCGGCGGCUACCACACAGCUCGGCAUUCCAACAGACGAUUUAGUCGGAAAUCAUACCGCCAAAUGGAUGCAGGAUAGAAGCAAGAAGUCACCAAUGGAACUGAUCAGUGAGGUUCCACCUAUCAAGGUUGUUGGAAGGACUGCUGCUUGUGAAGGAGACACCAAUACAGCACUAGGUCAUCCAAUUGAGUUCAUUUGCCUCGACCUACACGAGCCUGCCAUCUGCAAGUACUGUGGCCUUCGUUAUGUUCAAGAUCAUCAUCACUAAAGGCAACAUUCUGCAAGUGGAAACACAUCUCGCUUCUCUCUCCCUUUUUUAUUACAUUGUCAAGUUUGUUUAACGCUUUUGCGAUGCUCCGACAUCUUCAGAUAUCAUUUCUAAUAAAGGAUUCGAUCACAUUAGUGCAAAUGCGAUGAUUUUGGGUCGUACUUGUCAGGUUGUAACAUCCAAUAUUUGAUACUCUUUUACAUGCCAAUGUGCUCAGACAAGGCUUUUGGGAUUUUGCUACAUAAACAGUGUCGAGUAAUGAUCUUUUUGCCUUC